Cannabis sativa is the source of this 1824-nucleotide messenger RNA. RefSeq names its product DNA-(apurinic or apyrimidinic site) endonuclease, chloroplastic. Bases 159 to 1658 code for a protein of 499 amino acids. The transcript has 12 exons. Gene Ontology annotation, cellular component: nucleus. The record is from RefSeq and is a predicted model, not a curated record. Gene Ontology annotation, biological process: base-excision repair. Lineage: Eukaryota; Viridiplantae; Streptophyta; Magnoliopsida; Rosales; Cannabaceae. Gene Ontology annotation, molecular function: endonuclease activity; DNA binding; phosphoric diester hydrolase activity.
CUUGACAAUUCAGAACUCAGAAGUACGUUAUGCUGUGAAGUCCAUCUUUCUCGCAUGGGAAAGGAACCUUUGUCUUCUUCCUCCUCAACUUCAAUGGCGGUUUUUCUCUUUCCAAACCAUGCUGAUACUCACACUAAACUCCCUAUUACUCUUCUGCCAUGAACCAUAUUCAAGCUCUGCAAUUUGGGUUCAAGACUUUCCUUAAAGUUGUUCCUUGGAAUUUGAGACCUGGGUUAGUGAUUUCUUUGAGAUUAAGUGCGAGUUCAAUGGGUUCUAAACGAACCAUUUCAAGUUCUUCAAAACCCAUUUCGGCAAUGGAUGAAGACAAGACUGAGAGUAAGAGGUUUAAGCCUGUUGUAAAGGAAAAUGGUGUGGAAAGUGUUUCAGUUGGAUUAGCAAGUUUUAAGAAUAACCCUGAAACAAUUGAGAAAAUGACUGUUCAGGAGCUUAGAACAACAUUGAGGAGUAAUGGGCUCCCUGCUAAAGGUCUUAAAUCGGAACUCGUUUCGGCCUUGAAAUCGCUUGUGGAGAAGAUGAAUGGUGAAAGUUCUCAGGCAGAAGAAGAGGAAGACCAGGUUCAAAAUGUUGGCACUGUUUCGGAGGUUAGGAAAAGUAAGAGAACUUCAAAACAAUCAAGGCUUGAGGUGAACACUGUCCAGGUUGAUAGUAAAGCUGUUACAACAAAAAAGAAGCUUUCAGUCGAAUCUGUUGAGGUUUCAGAAACUAUUUGUGUUAAAGUUGAUUCCAAAGUUGAAUUGUCCACGCCGCGAAAUGAACCAUGGACGAUUCUUGCACACAAGAAGCCUCAGAAAGAUUGGGUUCCUUAUAAUCCUAGAACCAUGAGGCCUGCCAUUCUUUCCAGAGAUACAAAGUGUGUGAAGCUUCUGUCUUGGAAUGUCAAUGGAUUAAGAGCAUUGCUAAAGUUAGAUGGGUUUUCAGCAUUGGAACUUGCUCAAAGAGAGGAUUUCGAUAUUUUAUGCUUGCAAGAGACUAAACUUCAGGAUAAGGAUGUUGAAAAGAUUGCUUGUUUGAUAGACGGUUAUCAAAAUAGCUUCUGGACAUGCAGUACUUCAAAGCUUGGUUAUUCUGGAGCUGCGAUUAUUUCUCGGAUAAAGCCACUUUCUGUCAAAUAUGGGCUCGGUAUAGAAGAUCAUGAUAGUGAAGGCCGGUUAGUGACAGCUGAAUUCGAUUCAUUUUAUCUAGUUUGUGGAUAUGUUCCUAAUUCUGGAGAUGGCUUGAAAAGACUGUCAUACCGGACCACAGAAUGGGAUGUCUCCCUCAGCAAUUACUUGAAAGAGCUGGAAAAGUCGAAGCCUGUAAUUUUAACCGGUGAUCUAAACUGCGCUCAUCAAGAAAUAGACAUUUAUAACCCUGCAGGAAACAAAAGAAGUGCUGGAUUUACUAUUGAAGAAAGGGAAUCAUUUGAGAAAAACUUUUUGUCUAAAGGAUUUGUGGAUACCUUCAGAAGACAACACCCUGGCGUUGUCGGCUAUACUUACUGGGGUUUUAGGCAUGGCUUGCGCAAAACUAACAAAGGGUGGCGGCUUGACUACUUCCUCGUCUCAGAAUCCAUUGCUGACCAGGUUCACGAUUCAUACAUUGUACCUGAUGUUCAUGGUAGCGAUCAUUGUCCCAUUGGUCUUGUACUAAAGUUGUAGCACAGAAAUCAGCAUCACUGGUAGCUUCAACACCGAUACUCGGUGUUAUGAUUUCAUUUUUUUGUCGAAAAUUUGAUCUUCGGGGCCAAACAUCCUUAUUUCUUACCCAUUUUGCUGCUAAUGUAGAUUUAAGAAGAAUUAAGGCAAAAACGUAUUUUCUUUGUUA